AUGGAUAGCCGGCCACCAUCGUUGUCACCGGUCGCUGCACAACCGCCGGUUGCUCCUCCUGCUCCUGUUGGCCAUCGACCGGUAGAUGAGAAACCGGAGAUAAGCGCCAUCCUUGUUCACUCAGUAGCCUUUGACCGGGUGGGCUUUUUGGUGCAGUUUCUUAACCUCAAACAUUGUCAUCAUGCGGUGCUGUUGGAGUGCCUUCCGGAUUCCGGACGUACACAGGACGAGCAGGCGCGUGUAACGAUGUUCCGUCAUGCCGCGGACCGUGGUACCUUGGUUCAAUUUGUUGACAUCGGUUCCGGUUACCCGGGGCAGAGGCAACCUAACGUGACCACCAUCCUAACACCACGCCAACCACCUACCCGGUUGUGCUGUGUACUCGAUUACGAGUGUCCGGCAGCAUCGGCAGUUCUCGAGGAGGUCUCCAGAUAUCGCUUCAUGAACAACACCUUCAGCUGGCUUCUACUACCACGCGAUCUUUCCCGAUCUUCGCCACUUACCGUACAGCGAAUGCUCUGGAACGUUAGUGGCAUCCAGCUGAACAGUGAUUUGAUUACGAUCGAGUGGCGUAACCAGGAGUCGCGCGAGAUCAACUUGUUUGACAUCCAUUCGAAAGGGCGUCAUCUGUGUAAGGACAUCUACCGUACGCUGUACGGAUGGUGGCGCCCCGGACAAGCCAUCGAGCCGAUCGCCGGCUACAGCAGCUACCGAGUACGUCAAGACUUUAACUUUCUGCAACUACGCGGCGUCACGGUGAUCGACCGCAGGAACGUUACGUACGAUUGGGUGGACCGGCUGUUGAGUGAACCCGGACUUACCGAGGGUAUUACCGCGUUCGUCAAGUACCACUACGCGCUGCUAGUGGUUCUGCGGGAUUUUCACAACUUUACUAUCAAGUUCCGUCCGACGAGAGGAUGGGCUGGUCGGUUGCGCCGAUCCGGCUAUCGGUUAGGUUUGCUGGGUGUCGUGCAACGUCACGAGACCGAUGUGGCCGCAACGGGUAUCAUCAUGCGGCUCAGCCGCCAACCGGAGCUCGAUUCCAUCCACUACAGCUGGGCAUUCGAAACUGGUUUCGUGUACAAAAUCACACCGGACAUUGGCAGCAAAUCGGAAGGAAAUGGUUUUGUCGCUCCAUUUUCGCUCUCCGUCUGGUUGGCGUUCGUGAUGUCGCUGGGCCUCGCGAUGCUGGUGCUGAAAUAUCUCCCCCGGGCGUCUGCCCACCUCGGACUGGGCCCGCCACCACCGCCGGAGACCUAUCUACUCGAUGUCGUAUCGUGUGUUGCCCAGCAAGGUGUGGCCCAGGUCUCACGAUUUGUGUCAUCCCGGGUCGCCAUACUGGUGCUACUGGUGGGCAACCUUGUCCUGUACAACUACUACACCUCGACCGUGAUCAGUGGGUUGCUGAGUGUCCAGAUGAUUGGCCCGGAAACGAUCCCCCAAGUCAUUGACAGCUCGUUGAAGGUUUCACUGACCGAUACCGGCUACCAUCGCAUAAUGCUCCGGGAGCAAACGUUACCGUACAGUACGGAGCUGUACGAACGGAAGGCACGCCCGGCACGAUCACCUGCCACGGAGCUGCCACUCUUUACCGACGUUGACCACGCGGUACCGUUUCUGAGGCGCGGUGGUCACGCGCUGCACUGCGAGCUGACGGAGGUCUACCCGGCACUGGCCAACCAGUUCACGGCUAAUGAGAUCUGUGAACUGCGCACGGUCGAAGGUUUGUUUGGAUACGACAUUCGCGUCAUGGCGUUCGUACUGCCCAAGCACAGUAUGUAUAGUGAGCUGUUCAAAACGACGCUGAUGCGGGCACAGGAAACGGGAAUCGUAAAGCGGAUUUAUAGGAUCCACAAGACAACCAAACCGAUCUGCCAAGGAAGUGCAACGGUCUACUCGGUGGAGCUGAGCGAGGUUUCGUUGGCCUUCAUCAUAUUAGGAGUUGGCAUCGCACUAUCGGGGUUAAUUUAUCUGGCGGAAAAACGGGAUAGCAUACGCGCCGAAAGCAUCGAAGGCCGACGGUCUCUGCUGGUGAUGAAGAUGACGAGUUGGUGUGACUAUCAUCCGUCCUCGCCGCCGCCGCCGUCGCCGCUGCACGCCUGA
Messenger RNA from Anopheles darlingi, 2103 nucleotides. RefSeq names its product ionotropic receptor 75a (gene Ir31a). The coding region runs from base 1 to 2103 and encodes 700 amino acids. The transcript is spliced from 10 exons. The record is from RefSeq and is a predicted model, not a curated record. Lineage: Eukaryota; Metazoa; Arthropoda; Insecta; Diptera; Culicidae.